Copidosoma floridanum is the source of this 1519-nucleotide messenger RNA. Its product is annotated as lipase 3-like. The record is from RefSeq and is a predicted model, not a curated record. NCBI's taxonomy places the organism in Eukaryota, Metazoa, Arthropoda, Insecta, Hymenoptera, Encyrtidae. Gene Ontology annotation, biological process: lipid metabolic process. Gene Ontology annotation, molecular function: hydrolase activity, acting on ester bonds.
GACUACACUCGCUUCGAUAAGCUUGUGACUUUUUUAAUGCUUUCGAAAAGAAUACGCUUUUAAGAGAACACUUGAUUGCAAUUUUUUUUAACAAGUGAACAUUUUGGUAGAUAUUUUUAUCUUAGUAUGAAAAAAAAAUAGUGACAGUGACUUCGUAUGAGUAAAAUUGUGUUUGAUGAACAUAAAAAGGGUGAAUUUUCAAAAUCAAAUAAGAUAUCUUUAACAGCACAACUAUGAAAGCUAAGAUAUUCUCCAUUUGCUUGACGUUGCUGUGUGCACAAGGUUUAGCAUAUGCAGAUGACGUUACUGAAAACAUGCGAGAAAAAUUAGGUAACAGGGUUUUGAAAUCAAGUUCGUCCGAUUUGGAAAGGAAACAAAUUGAAUCAAGAGUCGAGCUAAAUAACAAUUUGCUAGAAACUCAUACAGUCACUACUGAGGACGGAUAUAUAUUAACCCUAAAUCGCAUGGCAGGACCUCCUGGAUCUGUCCCUGUUUUAUUGCAACACGGGCUUUUAGGAUGUGCUGAGGAGUGGUUGAUCGCUGGAGCUGGAAAAUCUCUCCCUCAUAUUCUCAACUAUCAAGGCUACGACGUUUGGCUGGGAAAUAUCAGAGGCAGCACAUUGUCAAGAAAACACCAAACACUAUCUACAUCUGAUCCACAAUUUUGGAAUUUCACGUGGGUCGAACUUGGACUUUACGAUCUUCCAGCAAUGAUAACGUAUAUAACGCAACUGAAAAAUGAUAGCUUAUUUUAUGUGGGCCAUUCUAUGGGCGCCACUACUUUUUCUGUAAUGUCGAUCGAGAAACCGGAAAUAGCGAAAAAUGUCAAGGCCAUGCUGAGUCUUGCCCCCGCAACGUACGUUUAUCAUAUGAAAUCUCCCCCCAUGAAAUUGAUGUCUUAUUUUUGGAAUGCCUUUCUGAAAGUUUCGCAUACGCUUGGUUUCCACGAAUUUUUCCCGAGGAAUGUUUUCUUUGAUAGCUUUUCCUAUUACAUAUGUGAAUCUAGGCUGCUAAGGGGCAUUUUUUGCAGCAACUCUUUGUUUUUGAUUAGUGGUUUUAAUUCCAAACAGUUGGACUUUGAUUUACUUCCGAAAAUUUGGUCAUUAUUUCCAGCCGGUACAUCAAUAAAGCUAUACACUCAUUUCCUACAGCAAGUAACGGUAAAUGAACUUAGAAAAUUUGACUACGGUGCAGAAAAUAAUCUGCUAAUGUACAACAGUUCUGUACCACCAAACUAUGAUAUUUCUCAAAUCCGAGUACCCGUUGCUGUAUUUUGGUCGGAAAACGACUGGACGGUUGUCAAAGAGGAUGUAUAUCAUUUUUAUGAACAAUUGAGUUUCAAACUAGGAAUAUACAAGGUUGAAGACAGUUUAUUCAAUCAUUUUGACUUUCUGUGGGGGAUGAAUGCACCAGAGACUUUGUAUGCUAACAUGCUCAAUGUGAUGAAUGACUACGAAAAAAAAAAAAUUGAUUUUGUACACUUAGUUAAAUUUUAAUAAUCACAAAUGUGAAAUUUCAA